Gaeumannomyces tritici R3-111a-1 is the source of this 1761-nucleotide messenger RNA. Its product is annotated as C6 zinc finger domain-containing protein. The record is from RefSeq and is a predicted model, not a curated record. Bases 1 to 1761 code for a protein of 586 amino acids. NCBI's taxonomy places the organism in Eukaryota, Fungi, Ascomycota, Sordariomycetes, Magnaporthales, Magnaporthaceae. The transcript has 5 exons.
AUGGCCCCGUCUCCGGCGCCCGCUCCCAGUAUCAUGUCCACGCUCGUCGCCGGCGACGGCGCCCCCAGCCGAGCCCCAUUCGCCUCCACGCACGUCACUCCCGGCUCGACCACGCCCACGCCCGCCUCUGCCUGUGACGGACGUAGCCGUUCCUACACGGUGCCGUCUGCCCGGACCCGAUUGCGGGUGCCACCACCGCUGCCGAUCGUGCCUGUCCCGAAGCCCGCUCGCCCGCCGCUGAAUUUCGAGCCCCGCGGUGUUCGCGAGCUGCUGGACAGCUUCUUUAGCCAUGUCCACGUUGAGAAUCCAAUCUUCGACAAGACCAGCACUCGGAGUCUAGUUCAGUCUGUCGUGCUAAACGGCAUCGACUGGACGGCCGAGUCGUGUCUCGCUCCGCUGAUACUGGCCCCGGGUGCAGUGGCCACGCCGUUGGGGCCCAGCCACAGCACAAUGUCCGGAAGCGCAGCUUAUACAGAGGCCCAGUCGUAUUUCCAUGCGGCCCAAAAGCGACUCGGCGUCGUCACAACGUCGGACCACACCAUCGCACCUCAGUGCUUAUUUCCGGCAGGCGUCUAUUUGAUGUGCAGUUUCCAACCGCGCGAGGCCUGGCGCUGCUUCCUGCAGGCCUUGGCCGGCUGCCAGCACUUUGCCUUUCUUAGCCCCGGAUCCCAGCGGGAGUACCACAAUGCGCUGGCUGAGGAUCGGCACUACCACACCACCGCUGAGAGGCUCCAGCAGGCCAUUUACUGGUCGGCAUGGAAGUCUGAACGCGCGGGAAGGUCCCUCUUCCCGCGCCUGCAGGACUUUAGCACCGAAGACCACAACUCUGGGACGGCCACGACCUUGUAUCCUUCUUUUUUCCCAACCCCACCAGGGCCGAGGGUGGACACACACAUGCAUUCCGUGCAUUCCGGGACCAGCAGGGUGGGUGUCAUGACGAUUUCGCUGCGCCACCUGUGCGCACGCAUCGGGGCCGAGCUGCUGGAGCUACGAGAGAAGCACGCGUCCAGUCAACCGGGCUUCCUGGCAGCUGUAGCCGCCAACAUUCCCUCGUACGAAGAACAGACGCUGGACUGGAUUCGGUCGCUUCCUCCUUGCCUGUCUUUUGACGCCGCGCCGGAGAAGGACGACAUAUGUCGUUUUGCUCUCAGGGGCCAGGCUCUUAACAUCUACGAGAUGAUAUACUGGCCCUUUCUCUCGACCAUUCUGGGUGGAGAUGGCGUGUCAACACACGGCUACUUUAAUGGCAGAGACCAGGCAGGCCUUCACCGGCAGCUCGCGCAAAAAGGGCUGGACUACCACCUGUAUCGACUGGUAGUGAACAAGCCUGGGUACCAGCACCGGCACCACGGCACGCUGUACAUGAUGCACUCGUGCUACCGCAGUUCCCUGAUCCUCGUCGCAGCCGCGAUAGGGUGCGCGCCCGGGGGUGAAGACGGAGGCGAUGGGUCGAGGUUCAGCUUGUCAGUGCCGCCCGGGCGGCAUCAAUCAGUCGGCGAGGUGCUGUCUCUGCUAGCCAUCUGGAGUACGGAAACAAGCGAGUUCGACCAGGUACGCAGCGUCCUGGAGGCGGGGCCGGGUUACACGCUGGCGACGCUUAACUUCCUCCAAACACGCACCAUGGCAGCACCGACAAACCCGCAGCUUACAAUGCUGCGCGUCAGCGGCACCAAGAUUGUCAACCCCCAGGGCGAGAGCGUGCUACUCGAGCGCUGCGUCAAGAGGGACGAGCUAAACCAGAUGCUAAGGGAGGACGUUUAG